Manis javanica (Malayan pangolin) is the source of this 2158-nucleotide messenger RNA. It is a transcript of the gene CBX1, whose product is annotated as chromobox 1. The record is from RefSeq and is a predicted model, not a curated record. Lineage: Eukaryota; Metazoa; Chordata; Mammalia; Pholidota; Manidae. Gene Ontology annotation, cellular component: nucleus.
UCGUCGCGCCUGCGCGGUGCGGGCGGCGGGCAGCGCCGAGUGCGAGGCUCUUUUGUUCGGCAGAGGGGAGGGCCGUUGGCCGGGGCCUGCGGUACGCCGCUUCAGUGAGGGGCUUGACCGCCGCCACCGUGCUUGUUACUUUUCUGGGAGCCAGUGCCCCGGCGGUACCGACGCGACGCGCCACUAGCGCGGCACCGAUUCCUCUCGGGCUCUUGGGCGCUGCUCUGAGCAGCGUCACCCUUUAUACCAGAAAGCUGGCGGGCACUAUGGGGAAAAAACAAAACAAGAAGAAAGUGGAGGAAGUGCUAGAGGAGGAGGAAGAGGAAUAUGUGGUGGAAAAAGUUCUCGACCGCCGAGUGGUAAAGGGCAAAGUGGAAUACCUCCUUAAGUGGAAGGGGUUCUCAGAUGAGGACAACACGUGGGAGCCAGAAGAGAACCUGGACUGCCCUGACCUCAUUGCUGAGUUUUUACAGUCCCAGAAAACAGCACAUGAGACAGAUAAGUCAGAGGGAGGCAAGCGCAAAGCUGACUCGGAUUCUGAAGAUAAGGGAGAGGAGAGCAAACCAAAGAAGAAGAAAGAAGAGUCAGAAAAACCACGAGGCUUUGCCCGGGGUUUGGAGCCGGAGAGGAUUAUUGGAGCUACAGACUCCAGUGGAGAACUCAUGUUCCUGAUGAAAUGGAAAAACUCUGAUGAGGCUGACCUGGUCCCUGCCAAGGAAGCCAAUGUCAAGUGCCCACAGGUUGUCAUAUCCUUCUAUGAGGAAAGGCUGACGUGGCAUUCCUACCCGUCAGAGGAUGAUGACAAAAAAGAUGACAAGAAUUAACUUUCUGAGUACCAGCCCCUGUCACAUCUUGACUGUGGGUUUCAAGUGGGGAGGGAAGAAGUUCUACUUGUCUUGACACCAUAGAGGUGGCUUGAGAAGAUGUCCUUUGAAGAGCCAGUAUAGUUUCUGUGCCCUACAGCAGCUCAAGUGCUUUAAAGCCUUUCUGUGCUAUAUGGUUUGCACACCCAUCCCAGUGGAGGGGAAGGAGGACAAGUGUUUCAAGGCAACCCAUUCUGCACUUUGCUGGGAAAGCAAAGGGCCUUCUAUGAAGGACAAACUUGCAGAAUGGGUAUGUGGGAGAGCAAAAAAUACUGUAGAUCUUCAAAGAGCAUCUCCACAACCCACAGCCUUCUUCCCAAUAGUGUUCACUCUGCAUUUUUACAGCGUAGCAUGUGUGUAGUUUUUGGCUAUUACUGAUAUAUUAUUGGGGUGGGAAGGGUGGGAUGGGAAGGAAGGGAGAUGGGUAGGAUCAUUUUUCUUAAAAUUUGGGGCCUGACUAGGGAAAUGGUUGAAACAAUGGAAAGAACAACCAAUGAUGGUUCGGUUCUAUGGCCAGCAUAUUUUUCACAAAAAAUGUCAUUGGCAACCUAAGUGAGGACUGCGAGAGACUGUUUAAAAGCUGUGAAUGCCUCAGACUUACAAGCCAAGGUGUGCCCUGCCUGAGCUUAAAGCUAUUCCCAGCAAAGGACUAAGCCAGUAAUAAGUUACCAAAGCUGCCAUUUUGGGGAUGGAAACUGGUUGAGGAGGACAAGUCUUUUAUUGGAGCAUAUACACAGGCACAUUGUCCUGGCGUAGAGGUGCUAAUUCUUGAAAUUGAUAAAAGACCCUUUCUUUUCCAAUUAUAAAGUUAAUAAUCAGCUUGCCCAUUGAAGCCAUUGGCUGAGGUGUUUAGGGAAGGGAAGAGGGUGGGAGGAAGUAGGAGUAGAGAAAGACAAGGGCCAUGCUCUUAGGGAGGAAAACUCUUGGAGCCUCUCUGAACUUUGGACUCUGAAACCAUUGGUGUCAGGGUUCAGUCACUGACAGCACAAGUUCAUUGAAUCACAUCGAGUUGAAUGACUUCAAAAGCCCUGGUCUCAGGAGAUUAAACUUUCAUACUGGGCCAGUGGUUCACUUUAAAACAUUAAACAAAAAUUUUUUUAAUCCUAAGCAUUAACUAAUACACAAAAUGCUGUCUUGAAUCACGAGAUCCAUCAGUUUUUGACAUAGUGUAGACUUGCAUCUAGAAAGCCAUUGUAAAAUCUCUUUAGGCACGUGUUAGGUUUCUGUGAAAACUUUAAAUGUAAACUUCAUACCACAGUGUCAGUUUUUGUCUUAAUAAAACUAUAGAUUUGUAA